UGGUGGAUCCCAUACACAACUCAAUCUCAACCACAAAAACAAACACACAAUCAUUAAUCAGUCAUCAUACAAGAACCAAGAUCGAAUAAACAAUUGCAGCUGAAGGAAAUUAGUCCAAGAAUAUUCAAGCACUGCUAGCUAAGUGAGAAUUUCCAGCUGGGGAGGUGGGAGGUGGGCUAAAAUGAACGAGGUGGUCGGACUUCAAAAACCGUACUUUGUUCUAGUCCAUGGAGUAUGCCAUGGAGCCUGGUGCUGGUACAAGAUCAGGUGUCUCAUGGAAACAUCUGGCUAUAAGGUCACAUGCCUAGACCUUAAAAGUGCUGGUAUUGAUCAGUCCAAUCCCAACACGAUCCUCACUUUUGAUGAGUACAAUGCACCCCUUAUCGACUUCUUGUCGAAUUUGCCACACGAUGAAAAGGUUAUAUUGGUAGGACAUAGUGCAGGAGGUUUGAGCUUGACAGACGCUAUACACAGAUUUCCUAAGAAAAUUCAUCUGGCUAUUUAUGUUGCUGCCAACAUGUUGAAGCAUGGCUUCUCUUCAGAUCAAGAUUUCAAAGAUGGUGACCCUGAUGUAUCUGAGUACGGAGAGAUAGCUGAUUUAGAAUACGGGAUGGGUCUAGAUGAGCCUCCAACUAGUGUUAUAAUAAAGGAGGAGUUCCAGAAACGAAUUCUCUAUCAAAUGAGCCCUAAAGAGGACUCCAUAUUAGCAUCAAUGCUACUGCGAGCAGGGCCUGUCAGGGCAUUCAAAGGUGCUAGAUUUGAGGGAGGAAAGGAUGCUGAUAUUGUUCCACGAGUAUAUAUUAAGACAUUGCACGAUCACAUUCUAAGACCAGUGCAGCAAGAGGCAAUGAUAAAGAGAUGGCAACCUUGUCAAGUUUUUGAAUUGGAGAGUGAUCAUAGCCCUUUUUUCUCUGCCCCAUCUUUGCUUUUCAAUGUAAUAGUCAACGCAGCAGCCACCAUCACUUGUAACUGAUAUUUUAUUGAAACUUCAAUAAAUCUGGACUAUUUAUAGAGCUCAACAAGAGUUUUAAUUGGUAUGAUA
Populus euphratica (Euphrates poplar) is the source of this 1042-nucleotide messenger RNA. RefSeq names its product methylesterase 17-like. Gene Ontology annotation, biological process: salicylic acid metabolic process; jasmonic acid metabolic process. Gene Ontology annotation, molecular function: methyl indole-3-acetate esterase activity; methyl salicylate esterase activity; methyl jasmonate esterase activity. NCBI's taxonomy places the organism in Eukaryota, Viridiplantae, Streptophyta, Magnoliopsida, Malpighiales, Salicaceae. The transcript has 4 exons. The coding region runs from base 182 to 973 and encodes 263 amino acids. The record is from RefSeq and is a predicted model, not a curated record.